Solenopsis invicta (red fire ant) is the source of this 542-nucleotide messenger RNA. RefSeq names its product hydroxysteroid dehydrogenase-like protein 1. Gene Ontology annotation, molecular function: oxidoreductase activity. Bases 107 to 511 code for a protein of 134 amino acids. NCBI's taxonomy places the organism in Eukaryota, Metazoa, Arthropoda, Insecta, Hymenoptera, Formicidae. The record is from RefSeq and is a predicted model, not a curated record. The transcript has 2 exons.
UCUUUAUAAUAAAAAAAGGUAAGAAAACUGCUUUCAGUGACUUUUAGCUGUAAUGUUUUUUCUAAUUUGUAGGUAAUUACGACAGAGCACAAAAUAACGACAGAAAAUGCUAUUAACAGUAGCAUUUUGGCUGUUAGUCAUUUUUAUUGGAUUUUGGAUUCUACUUGGUCCCGUUGUGGGCCUUCUACGUAUUCUAUGGGAGAUUACUAUGCAAUUAUAUAACAAGAAGACGGUUGAUCUGCAAACAAAGUUCGGCGAAUGGGCGAUUGUCACCGGCUCGACUGACGGUAUCGGUAAAGCUUAUGCUAAAGAAUUAGUAGCAAGAAACAUGAAUCUCAUAUUAAUUAGCAGAAACUUAAAGAAGCUUGAACGCACAAAAUCUGAGAUGCUAUUAAUAAAUCCAAAAAUCGAGGUGAAGAUUAUUGCGGCGGAUUUUGCCGAAGGACAAAAUGCUUUUUCCAAAAUUCAUUCUUGUUUACAAGACGUGUCCGUCGGCAUAUUAGGUAAGUAAAUUGAUUUUAUUUGAUUGUAAUAAAUUUAAU